AUGGAUUGCUUGGAACGCACCCACCACGCCGGCUCGGCAAGCGAACGGGAGGCCAUGCUGGCCGAUGACUACAUGUUCGGCUUCAUGGUCAAGGAUGAUGUCGAACGGGAGUUCUUGGGCCACAUGGCCGUACACCGCGGGGCGCCCGAAGAGCACAUGGAAGUAUUCAUUCGCCACAGUCUGCUCCGGGGCAUCGAGCAAUUCGAGCAGAUGCUCAGAUGCGCCCUGUCGUUGAAAGAGAAGGCUUCUAUCGAGAACCCACUAGACGGACAGGAUGUUCUCACGUAUCUCGGCAAGAUAUUCCCACCACCUGAGACUGCCACCGAGGAGACCGUGGAGGAACCGUCAUUGCCGGCUGAAGAGGGGAUUCACACACAGAAGCCGAACAUAGGCAGAAAGAGGAAAGCAAGCAGUAAUCAGCAGCAGCCAGGCUCGAAGGCUGCAAUCAAGAGAUCCAAGAAGGAGAAGCAAUCACCUUUCUUCCUCGAACCCCAAGCGCAGUCUCAGAGCCAGCAACCUAGCCAGGGCGAAAGUCCUGCAGACAAGCGCAUGGGCAAGAAGGCAAGAAGAAGGACCAGAAAAGCCAGAGAAUCCGCAGGAGCAACCGAGAAUACUCCUCAAAAAAGUGAGCCCGGGCCUAGGUUUCCGGUUCUCCAAGAAGCUGCCAGUUGGUAUCGAAGCGAUGACAACGUCGUUGCCCCCGAGCUAGCGGAGAACGAUACCCAGGGGUCUAUGAGUGGACCAGACGAUGGGGUCCCAGACUGUACUGCCCGUGAGCAGGUCAGUGACGGUGCCGAGUUGGAUAUCUCCCCAGGCGGCCCCCAUCCGUCACCAAUGCCUCCUGGCAUGGCUAGUGCAUUUUUAGAUACAAGGGACGCAGCUCUAUUGGCCAUAAACGAAGACGAAAAGCCGGCAAGAGCAGAUAAACUUUCAGAGUCUCUAGAUGACGCACUUCCCCCGUCACCUAUUUCCCAGCCACUGAAGCAAACACCAAAGCGUACAGCGAAGUCUCCUUACUUCAACACCCCCAGCACAUCCAGCCCUCGCAAGCCGAAGAGUCCGCGCCCGCCUCGCGGUACGGUCUCCUGCCUCCCCUUUCCCCGCCUGGACGCACCGCGAUUCGGUCUCUUCCAGGAGGAGCUCGCGGACGACCCCUUCCGUCUGCUGCUAGCCGUGACCUUCUUGAUCCGUACCACAGGCCGGGCCGCCAUCCCGGUGUUCCGCCAGGUCAUGGAGAAAUAUCCCACCCCGCAGGACCUCGUGGACGCGGACACGGACGACAUAGUGGCCACGAUAAGACAUCUCGGUCUCGGCGUGGUCCGCGCCGCCACGAUCCAGAAAUACGCCCGCAUUUGGCUCGAGAACCCCCCGCGGGCUGACGUCCGGUACGGCGUGAAGAACUAUCCGGCGCCCGGCGACGGCGCCUCAAUGCGCGCAGGCGAGGUUGUGGUGGCAGCGGCAGCGGCAGCCCCGGAGGACCAAAACGGAGCAGGUGCCCCGCUACACCCACACCAGACUGAGGAGACCCAGGACCAGGACCCGCGCCUCUCGGCCUGGGAGAUCGGCCACAUGACGCAAGGUAGGUACGCGCUCGACAGCUGGCGCAUCUUCUGCCGGGACGUGCUGCUGCAACGAGCCCAAGACUGGCAGGGCGCCGGGCGCGAGGGCGAGUUCCAGCCCGAGUGGAUGCGUGUGCUACCCCAAGACAAAGAGUUACGAGCCUAUCUGCGCUGGAUGUACAUGCUCGAGGGCUGGCAGUGGGACCCGCGGACCGGCGAGAAGGAGGUGUUGUCGGAUCAGCUGCGGAGGGCGGUGCAGGAAGGGCGGGUGGCGUGGGAUGAUUCGGGCGAUUUGAAGAUAUUGCCUGUCGGGUUGGACGUCGCUGGUUGA
Molecule: messenger RNA, 1890 nt
Organism: Anthostomella pinea
Lineage: Eukaryota; Fungi; Ascomycota; Sordariomycetes; Xylariales; Xylariaceae
Source: the annotation of a GenBank genome assembly